GACACUGCCGUGCGCCAAUACGCCGUCGCUACCGAGUGAAGUGCGUCUCUUUGGAGCAGAUACCGGCUGAGAGAGAAACGCAGCAGCAAGAGAAAGGAAUAUAAUCGGGGCUGGUUUUCCACCUGGACUGUCUCCGAGCACCGCGCGUCCCCUCCGGUACUCACGAUCCGACCCGCAAACUCGAUGUGGACGCUGGGCUGAAGGAAGAAAGGGCCACGCUGGGGAAGGCAACUAGCCGAUUUACCAAACCGAGCUCGUUGGUGUAGCUUAGUUGCCUCCCAAGCGACGCUUUAAAGAGAGAGAGAGAGAGAAAAAAAACCCCCAGAGCAAAGAAGGAAGGAGCGGGUUGCAUUAAGCCCAAACAGAGGAGAAAAUGGACUAUGAUUUCAAAGUGAAGCUGACCGGCGAAAGAGAGCGUGUCGAGGACCUGUUUGAGUACGAAGGAUGCAAAGUGGGUAGAGGCACCUACGGUCAUGUUUACAAGGCGAAGAGAAAAGAUGGGAAGGAUGAUAAGGACUACGCCCUCAAGCAGAUUGAAGGCACUGGCAUCUCCAUGUCAGCCUGCAGAGAGAUUGCACUGCUGCGGGAGCUGAAGCACCCCAACGUCAUCUCACUGCAGAAGGUUUUCCUGUCACACGCAGACCGUAAAGUAUGGCUGCUCUUUGACUACGCCGAACACGAUCUCUGGCACAUUAUUAAGUUCCACAGAGCGUCCAAGGCCAACAAGAAGCCACUUCAGCUGCCUAGAGGGAUGGUCAAGUCUCUGCUCUACCAGAUCCUGGAUGGCAUCCAUUACCUUCAUGCCAACUGGGUCCUCCACAGAGACCUUAAACCAGCUAACAUUUUAGUGAUGGGGGAAGGGCCAGAGAGGGGUAGAGUAAAGAUAGCGGACAUGGGGUUUGCCCGUCUCUUCAAUUCACCACUGAAGCCUUUAGCCGAUCUUGACCCUGUGGUGGUCACCUUCUGGUACAGAGCACCUGAACUACUGCUUGGGGCUCGGCACUACACCAAAGCCAUCGACAUCUGGGCGAUUGGCUGCAUCUUUGCAGAGCUGCUGACGUCUGAGCCCAUAUUCCACUGUCGCCAGGAGGACAUCAAGACCAGUAACCCAUAUCACCACGACCAACUGGACCGCAUCUUUAACGUCAUGGGCUUCCCUGCUGAUAAAGACUGGGAGGACAUCAAAAAGAUGCCAGAACACUCCACGCUGAUGAAAGACUUUAGGAGGAACACAUACACAAACUGCAGCCUUAUAAAGUACAUGGAAAAACAUAAAGUCAAACCAGACAGCAAAGCAUUCCACUUGCUGCAGAAGCUGUUGACCAUGGACCCAAUCCGUAGAAUCACAUCUGAGCAGGCCAUGCAGGACCCUUACUUUUUGGAGGAGCCCCUGCCUACCUCUGAUGUGUUUGCAGGCUGCCAGAUUCCCUAUCCCAAGAGGGAGUUCCUGACAGAGGAGGAGCCAGAAGACAAGGCAGACAAAAAGAACCAGCAGCAGCAACAGGGAAACAACCACACGAAUGGGGCGGGGCACACUGGCAACCCUGACAACAGCCACGCCCAGGGCCCGCCUCUGAAGAAAGUGCGAGUUGUCCCGCCCACCACUACCUCAGGUGGCCUCAUCAUGACCUCAGACUACCAGCGCUCCAAUCCACAUGCUGCCUACCAGAACCCUGGACCAAGCACAUCACUGCCCCAAAGCAGCAUGGGAUACUCCUCUACCUCCCAACAGCCGCCCCAGUACUCCCACCAGACCCACCGCUACUGAGACACCUCUCCCACACACAUACGUACAUACCUAUACAUACAAACAUAUACACGCAUACACAGCCCUCACCAUGCCCACCUGAACGAAUGUACUGAGGGAUGUGGGGAUGUCCAAGGAAACAAACCCCCCCAACCCCACUUUGCCCACAGAGGGCACCUUGUCUGCAGCAGUCUGUUAGUUCAGAACAACAACAAUCUACACUUCUUCAAGAUAACACACCAUAACCCCAGAAUUAGAAACACUGCUUUAGAGCAAAAACACAAGGCGGGAGGAUGAGAAGAAUGGAUACUGUGGUGAAAUCCAAACUGUUUCUGUUACUCAAACCAGCCUAGAGAAGGUGGCUUGGUUUUGGGGGGGAGGGGGACACAUGUUAACCUGUUGUGUCAUCUCCUCUCCUCAUCUUCUCCACCUGUGUCCACACCUCCACCUACGCCCUACCCCCCUUUCCCGUCGAAGUUUGGAUGAGACUGAAAGCUGCUAUGUGACUGCCAGCGGUGACAGAUUCCCUGUCCGACUGUCCUCUUGUGUGUCUGUCUGUCUGUCUGUCGGUUGUUUAUUUUGUGUGUGUGUGGCCCCGUGAGGGCCUCAGCUGAGGACUGAACUGAGCUGCUGUGAAGCAUGCUGGGAGGAUGCGGAGCCCCCACAGCUGUGGCAUUGAGGGUUUUCUGAAAGGACAAAAAAAGAUGACAAAAAAGAUUUUAGUAGUUUAUAAUUUAAUCUGUUUUAAUGGUUUUGUUUUCAUGGCAAGAGUGGCAAAGCAGCUCGCGCUGACUGAGCGCUCAGCUGCUGUAUGCUGUGGGCAAGCCUUACAACAUGAUGACAAAACCAACCAAUCGCAUGGAGGAUGGCAGAUGGAACAUGCAUUGUACUGUAUUGUAUUGAAAUAUUUUACAUGAAGCAAGUACCCUGACAAUAAAAGUGGAAACAUUGAUAUUUUGGGAGUGAGUAUGUGCAAGCAGCUGAUCAGUGAUGUAAACGAGUAUUCGACUUUUGCACCUUAAUGACAUCUUCCUUUCUUCCUUUCUUUUCUUUUGAUUCACAAAGCUAGAGCUGCUAACUUUUUCUCAAGAAUUCAUGUAAAUCGUAUUCGCUUGCAGGAACUGCAUUAUGUAAUUUUUGGAAGAAUCUGUUUUUAAUGGUGACAUUCAUCUUUAUGCUUAUAACAACAUCGAGUGUCUGAGAAAGCUCACAUGGUCAUUUUUCAUAUUCUUAGCUGACUCAUUGUCCUUAUAAUGGCUCUUUGAUAUGCUAACCUGAAAAUGU
Morone saxatilis (striped sea-bass) is the source of this 3031-nucleotide messenger RNA. It is a transcript of the gene cdk8, whose product is annotated as cyclin-dependent kinase 8. The transcript has 13 exons. Gene Ontology annotation, molecular function: cyclin-dependent protein serine/threonine kinase activity; ATP binding; RNA polymerase II CTD heptapeptide repeat kinase activity. Bases 374 to 1768 code for a protein of 464 amino acids. Gene Ontology annotation, cellular component: mediator complex; nucleus. The record is from RefSeq and is a predicted model, not a curated record. Gene Ontology annotation, biological process: protein phosphorylation. Lineage: Eukaryota; Metazoa; Chordata; Actinopteri; Moronidae.